AUGAUUGGCCGAAACAAAUCAUCCACAACUUUAUUGGAUUCUAAUAAUAAUAAAUGUGUGAAUAAUAAUUUUACAAAUGCACAAGAUAUACUUGCUGUUGCACUAUUAACACGAAUAACAACAAUUGAUGGUUCAUCAUCAUCAUCUGUACCUAUGAUAACAAUUCAUAUUAUUCCAGAAGUAGCGCAAGCAUUACUUGCUUCAACACCAGUUGAUAAAGCAAAAUUCGCUGAAUUACUUCAUCAAGUUAAUGUGAAUAAUUCAUCUUCAACAACAACAAUAUCGGAUUCAAGGAGCACAAAUACCUCUACAAAUAUUUUAUUACUUGUUUGGACAUUAUCAUCCAAAAAAUUCACUUCAAUACAAGAAAAUACAAUUGCUGUACUUGCUAAUCUCUAUGGCGAAUUAUCACUUCGUUGGCCAGCUCUUUUUCGAAUAUCUACUAAUGAACUAAUCGAUACAUUAAAUGGCUUGUUUUUGAUUCUUUCGGAUAAUAAUACAAUAGAUACAAUAAAAUAUGAUGUUGAAUUUAUCGAAGAAUAA
This is a messenger RNA of Rotaria sp. Silwood2, 543 nucleotides long. NCBI's taxonomy places the organism in Eukaryota, Metazoa, Rotifera, Eurotatoria, Philodinida, Philodinidae. The record is from the annotation of a GenBank genome assembly.